UUUGUAGGCGGGAAAUACGGCAGGCAGCUCCUCUCCCGAAGAUGGCGGCGGCGGGCUGGGUCGUGUGUGGCUCGGGUCGCUGGCCCGCGCUGAUCCGGUGCUGCUGGCGAGCAGAGGUGGCUGCUUACUUCUCCGCACCAGCUGCGAGCAGCAGGGAAGCCCAGCAGAGGGAAGCUUCAACAAGGAGAAGAAGCAGGACAUCGCAGUUCAUAAGAUCACAUAUACCUCCCAGAACUGUGAGGAUGGCUGUUGACCAGGACUGGAGCAGUGUUUAUCCAACAGCAGCUGCAUUUAAACCUGCAUCUGUGCCUCUCCCAGUUCGAAUGGGCUACCCAGUGAAGGGGGGAGUACCUCCACCAAAAGAAGGCAACUUGGAGCUUAUAAAGAUUCCCAAUUUUUUACAUCUUACCCCUCCUGCAAUUAAGAAACACUGUGCAGCUCUCAGAGAUUUCUGCACUGAAUGGCCAAGUGCUUUGGACAGUGAUGAGCAAUGCGAACAGCAUUUUCCUGUUGAAAUUGAGACAGUGGAUUAUGUUUCUGCAGGUGUAUCUAUUCGUAAUCCCAAAGCAAGAACAGUGACUUUAAGAGUUAAACUUUCUAACCUGAAUUUGGAUGACCAUGCAAAGAAGAAGCUCAUUAAACUUGUAGGAGAGCAAUACUGCAAGGAUACAGAUACACUCACUAUUACAACAGACAGAUGUCCACUAAGAAGACAGAACUAUGAUUAUGGAAUACAUCUCCUCACAGUUCUGUACCAUGAAUCUUGGAAAACUGAGAUGUGGGAGAACAAGAAGACUGAGGAAGACAUGGAAGAGUAUAUAUGGGAAAACAGCUCCUCUCAGAGAAAUGUCCUGGAUACUCUACUUCAAAUAAAAGCCACAGAGGAUCUCAGUGAUGUAACUAAGGAAGAGCUUCUUGCGUCUGAAGUAGUUGAGAAUUACAGAAACUCUGUAAUUGCACUUAAAAAUGAAGGCGAAACAGAAAGUAACAUGUCUCAGUAUAAGGAAUCUGUGAAAAAAUUAUUAAAUAUACAAGCAUUACCGUGAAAGAUUCUGCAGGUACAUCUGGUUAUUACAGAAAUAUUAAACUAUAAUAUGUUAAUAUUACUGUAUGAUAUGGAUUCAGAACCUUAACUAAAACUACGAAACUUGUUGGUAAAUUAGUUUUGAAAGUCGUUAGGCUUUUCUUUAUUUUUGGAUUUUCUUGUGAACAUAACUUUGCUGUCCAGGAAUCUUGUUAUUAAAUAAAGUAUGCCUUGAGUCAUAUUGGUGAUUUGAA
Molecule: messenger RNA, 1278 nt
Organism: Numida meleagris (helmeted guineafowl)
Lineage: Eukaryota; Metazoa; Chordata; Aves; Galliformes; Numididae
Gene: MRPS35
Product: mitochondrial ribosomal protein S35
Exons: 8
Coding region: 42-1046 (334 amino acids)
Biological process (GO): mitochondrial translation
Cellular component (GO): mitochondrial small ribosomal subunit
Molecular function (GO): structural constituent of ribosome
Source: RefSeq, a predicted model, not a curated record